Molecule: messenger RNA, 420 nt
Organism: Symbiodinium necroappetens
Lineage: Eukaryota; Dinophyceae; Suessiales; Symbiodiniaceae
Source: the annotation of a GenBank genome assembly
AUGUACUACUAUCCGCCGUUUCGCAGUCAUAUCCAGCUACCUGGCACGAAAAGUGGGGAACAGGGAACUCCGAGUGGCGUCCGUGCCACUUGGGAUGGACUGCUUCAGUGUGUUGCAAUGGUUCCUGGCCUGGACGAAUACACCGAGAAAUAUGGAGAAGAGUUCAAGCAAACAAACAUGGCUGACUUCGUGAAGUGCAGGGAGUUCCUGCGCAAGUAUAGGUCAGUCGAGCAUGUUGAUGCCAGCGAUAUUGACCAAGACCCCAGCAUCUUCUUGACUCCACGCCGCUUUACAGGAAGGAGCGCACAGUGGUUGACUUCCGUAUCCUGCUGUGGACAUGGCUUGGGGCAGGUCACCUCUUUGCGGGGGAUGGCUACACAAGAAACGAAAGGGGUGAAAAGGGUAGCUCCGAAUUCCUGA